AUGCUUAUUCCCAAGGCCGACCGCAAGGCGAUCCACGAGGCCCUCUUCCGUGAGGGAGUCCUCGUGGCCGCGAAGGACUUCAACCUCGAGCAGCACCCCGAGAUCCCCGUCAAGAACCUCUACGUCAUCAAGGCCAUGCAGUCCCUGAACAGCCGUGGCCUGGUCAAGACUCAGUUCUCUUGGCAGUACUACUACUACACCCUCACCCCCGAGGGUCUCGACUACCUCCGCGAGUGGCUCCACCUCCCCGCCGAGAUCGUCCCCGCCACCCACAUCAAGCAGCAGCGAUCGCACGCCCCUCCCCGUGGCAUGCUCGGUGACGAGGAGCGCCGCCGACCCUUCGGUGGCCGUGGCCGUGGUGGCGAUCGUGGUGACCGUGAGGGUGGAUACCGACGACGUGACGCUGGUGAGGGCAAGGAGGGUGGUGCCCCCGGCGAGUUCAACCCUCAAUUCCGUGGUGGUUUCGGCCGUGGCCGCGGUGCCGCUCCCCCAUCUUAA
Diaporthe citri is the source of this 498-nucleotide messenger RNA. RefSeq lists its product as uncharacterized. The transcript is spliced from 5 exons. The record is from RefSeq and is a predicted model, not a curated record. The coding region runs from base 1 to 498 and encodes 165 amino acids. Gene Ontology annotation, molecular function: RNA binding; structural constituent of ribosome. Gene Ontology annotation, cellular component: cytosolic small ribosomal subunit. Lineage: Eukaryota; Fungi; Ascomycota; Sordariomycetes; Diaporthales; Diaporthaceae.